AUGGGCCAGCGGUCGAGCCGCAUGAGUCUUCAGAGACCGAAAAUAUCACUCACCUGGGUACUGCGAAACCAACAGCACGAGGGCUUCAUACACGACCCAGUUAAAGAGCGAAAGGAGGAGGAGAGGGUCCUUCGCAGAAGCACAAAAAGUGCCAAGAGCGUUAAAAUUACCGACGGCUCCAGGAGCAAGGAGGAAGACAAGGAGAACGCGAUAGAGAGCAUCGAGAGCUUUAACGACAAGCAGGUGUCUUUGCCCUUACGGAGGAUAGAUAAAAACGAUAAUUACGACAAUUACGACGAGAUCAUAGUGGAAAAUGACAUCCAGGAGACUAGCUUCACCAUAAUCACGAUAGAGAACGAACAAGGGCAGCAGGUAAACAAAGAGCGCCAGACGACGCAGUCAGCAAAAGAGGUCAAGGACAGCGACAAGGUGAAAAGGACAAGUUCCGAGUCGAAUUCGAUAGACCGCGAGGUGAACAGUAGCGCCCAAAGUGGCCGUGAGAACAAGCAGCACAAGCAUCGGAAAAACAAGCGCGGCCACAGAUCCAAGACGUCCAGCAAGAUCAUCUUCGACAUUGCCGAUCUCGACUCCCUUCUCGUCAAAGCGUCUAUCGAUAAGCCGGCCAACAUCCCGGUGGUACUGACAUUGCCCUCGGUACUCUACCAAACGCAGAGCGGCACCCAAGCUGAGCAUGGACUGCCACUAGGCACGGUUGUCAACGCCAUAUUCAAAAAGCAGGCCUGGCUGUACGUACAAACGCCACACGGUGAGGAGGGUUACGUCGACUCCUCGGCCUGCAUGCCUCUUGGGAUACUUCCCCAGAGCAAACCCGGGCGCUGCUGGGAGGACCCGACCGACGUCUUCCCCCGACCACUUGGAAACUUGACAGACGUGGAAAAGCUGCGGGGCUCGCGCUCAGAGUGCGAGCGACCUCAUCGUAGGCAACGCAGGCACCGUUCGAGAGUACCAGCCAACAAGGAGCGCAGCAUUGAUCGGUUGUAUGACUUGCGUGCUAGUAGCAGCGCGAGUGCCAGAAGUCCUACUUACAGCGGUGAUCGUUACGAUGGCAUUAGGCGACACACGCUGUUGGUUGUGAGCGAGAAUUACGAGGGACCGGAGCAAGAGGGACGACUGAAGGUAACCAAGGACGAGGUCGUGGUGCUGCUCGGGGCUGAGAUCGAAGCCGGGCUAGAGUGGUUUUGGGUGAAGAACGAGAAAGGCCGCAAAGGACUCAUACCUGCCUCGGUGGCUGAACACGGUUUUCUAUGA
This is a messenger RNA of Copidosoma floridanum, 1269 nucleotides long. RefSeq lists its product as uncharacterized. The record is from RefSeq and is a predicted model, not a curated record. Gene Ontology annotation, molecular function: protein binding. Lineage: Eukaryota; Metazoa; Arthropoda; Insecta; Hymenoptera; Encyrtidae.